GGACCAUACACACAUACAAUGUUGAUAAAAUUGGAUAAGAACCGUCUAUAAUUCCAUUAUAUUGCAUGUGAGCGAAGCCAGCGUAUUCCCUUCGCGCCAACAGCUCAUUGUUUUUUUUUUAAAAAAGAACGUUCGUUUUUGGUAUGCAGUGAUUUUUAAAUCUCGAUUAAAAAUUGUGACGUUCAAAAAGUGAAUUGCGUGAUGUAGUGUCAUCUCUUUCUGUUAACGUAGUGAAGUGUUCGCCGUCUCGUUCCGAAGCGAUUGCUAGUGAAUCUGUGGUCGUGAUAAUCGAGAGAUUGCGAAUUGCGCGUCCCCCCCAUGGGCUACAAGUGGCUGGUGCUGUGGUCUCUGUGGGCGGCGCGGCUGGUGCGGCAGCCGACGACGCCGGUGCUCGUCAGCUCCGGCUGGCUGCGCGGCUCGGUAGCUAACGAUGGCUCCCAUGAAGUCUAUCUCAGUAUACCGUACGGAACUGUUAGAGAAAGGUUUCAGGCUCCUGGACCUGAACCAAUAUUUGACGAUGUGUUUGAAGCUGUGAACGAACACAGAAUGUGCCGACAAGGUUUCUACGGGUCAGCAAUAGGAAACGACAACUGCCUCAUUCUCAAUGUUUACAGACCACUUAAUAAUGAGGACAAUUCAACACCUUUACCAGUCAUGGUGUUCAUACACGGAGGAGGUUUCUUUCAAGGGACACCAUCUCCAAUCAUAUACGGACCGAAUUACCUAUUGAAGAAAGGAGUCAUUUUAGUAUCAAUCAGUUACAGACUUAACAUUCAAGGAUUCCUAUGUUUGAGAAUAAAAGAAGCUCCAGGAAAUGCUGGAAUGAAAGACCAAGUAGCAGCUCUUCGGUGGGUCCAACGCAAUAUCAAAGCGUUUGGUGGAGAUCCAGAUAAUGUUACAAUAUUUGGCGAAAGUGCUGGCGCAGCGUCCGUAUCUUUCCUUGUCCUUUCACCCAUGGCAAAGGGAUUGUUCCACAAAGCUAUUCAGCAAAGCGGGUCAGCUCUUUCAGCCUGGGCGUACCAGUUUAAACCGGUUUAUAUGGCUAGUCUACUCGCCAAAACUAUGGGCUACCACACCCAGGAUCCUCAUAAAUUAUACGAGUUCUUCAUGGAGAAAUCUAACUCAGAACUUAUAAUAACCAGAGUGCCAAGAAAAAAAGGAAAUUUAAUUAUAUCAGAGAUAUUAUACACGCCUUGUGUUGAAGACGCGAUAGAGGGUGAGGAACCAUUUUUGACAGAAAUUCCAUACGAUGUACUAUCUCAAGGUAAAUUUAACAAAGUGCCAAUGAUGAUAGGCAUUAAUAGCGCUGAAGGUAUAAUGUUUGCUGAUAUGGAAAACGAUACAACGAUACCGAAUAUAGAUUUAAGUCAAUCAUUUCCAAAAGAUGUAUUAUUUCCUACAGAAGAUGAUCGGCAAAAGACUGGGGAAGCAGCAAAGAGAAUGUAUGUAGAAAAUGGUGAUACAACAGAAGAAAUACUUACAGGAGUGAUUAAAUUUUCUGGUGACGCAUACUUCAAACGUCCAGUUUUAGAAGAGAUAGAUCUUAAAGCGAAGGCUAGUGAUGAACCUAUAUACAGUUACGUGUUUGCUUAUGACGGUUGGAGGAAUUUGCCCAAAAUCUUAAGCAAGAAAUUUCCCGGAGUGCAAGGAGCUUGUCAUGCAGAUGAAUUAUUUUAUUUGUUCUCCACACAUUGGAUAGGAUCGCUGAAGGAGAAUAAAAUGAUUGAUACAAUGACUACAUUGUGGACUAACUUUGCUAAGUUUGGGAACCCAACUCCACCCCAGACAGAGAUCCCGGUGCGAUGGCCGCGCGUGGACCCGAAGGAUCCACAGUCGCUGGUCAUCAACUCCUCACUAUCCCUCACUCCUAUGUGGACUGGAGAAACCAUACAGUUUUGGAGGGACCUGUAUUCAAAAUACAGAAGAAAAGAAAGAUGAUUAGAGAGAUUAUUAGUGGAAUUUUUGUUUUAGUUAAUUUAUUAUAUUUUUUUUUUAAUUUU
Messenger RNA from Amyelois transitella, 2000 nucleotides. RefSeq names its product acetylcholinesterase. The transcript has 4 exons. Bases 319 to 1938 code for a protein of 539 amino acids. NCBI's taxonomy places the organism in Eukaryota, Metazoa, Arthropoda, Insecta, Lepidoptera, Pyralidae. The record is from RefSeq and is a predicted model, not a curated record.